Messenger RNA from Paramecium tetraurelia, 192 nucleotides. RefSeq lists its product as uncharacterized. The transcript has 2 exons. The record is from RefSeq and is a predicted model, not a curated record. NCBI's taxonomy places the organism in Eukaryota, Ciliophora, Oligohymenophorea, Peniculida, Parameciidae.
AUGGGCAUUUAUUUUGUGUUUAGGUCCAUAGGUGUAUAUUUGGCUUACGUUGCAUAUAAAUUCCUAAGGGCUAAACAUAAUAUUGAAGAAACCAAAAAGAAAAGGAAAUUAAGAUAUUUGGAAAUGUACAAAGAAAAGGAAUAAAAGAAAGGUGAAAUCUAGAAUUAAAAAUAUGGUGAUCGCAAAUUAUGA